GCUUCUUCCGAUCUCUUGAAUGCACUUCUUGCGUCCUAUUGCUCGGUCAUUGCAAUCGCGAAACUUCCUCACACACUCCCGCAGAACCAUGUCUUCUGAGUCUACCAACGGAGCAAACGAAUCGAAGCCCAUUCUCGCCCUUCCUUCUACAGCCGAAGAAACCGUCAAGGUCGGAAUCAACGACAAUUACAAACUCAAGGAAUUAGGCCCUGUAGUCGUGAAUGAAGAUGGCACUUUGAGCCGUAUCAAUAACUGGCAUGAAAUGGCCGAUAUUGAAAAGGACAACGUGAACAGAAUUUUGUUAAAGCGCAACAGAGAACGAUUAGCCCGAUUGAAGGAAAAAGAACAAUGACACUAAAAGCAUUUUUCUUAUUUCUUUUUUUUUUGUAAUAUAAAACUGGUUUAUUUUCGCGCUUUUUUU
Radiomyces spectabilis is the source of this 421-nucleotide messenger RNA. RefSeq lists its product as uncharacterized. The transcript has 2 exons. Bases 20 to 352 code for a protein of 110 amino acids. The record is from RefSeq and is a predicted model, not a curated record. Lineage: Eukaryota; Fungi; Mucoromycota; Mucoromycetes; Mucorales; Radiomycetaceae.